AAUUUUUGCUAAAACAACAUGAACAGCGUCGCGUUGCACCGUGUCAUCACGUGUUGUUCCCGCUGCCGUCGUUGUCACCGUCGUUGUUGCAUCGCUGUCGCCGCCACCGCCGUCGUCAACGCAUGCGUCGAAAAUGUAUUUCAUUGCAGAGUAUACAACCGGUUGCGGAGGGGUGACUUCGCUUCGCUGACACUAGAGAAAUCAUUUCGACUAGUCGUGGAAUAAUGCUCGUGAAGGAGGCGUUCCCGCUUAGUUUCUAAUAGUAUUAUUGUACUCAAUCGUACCUCUUCCGAGUCUCUCACGAACCGCGUCGCUUAUUAACGAGGUAAUCAAUACAAGUGGUAAGGGGGUUACUACGGCGUGGGAAGGUGAAAACAUUGUGACAUGUAUGUCAUCUCGAAUUCAGCAGUAAUCCACAAAACCAACGAAAGUCUUCCUACAUUUAUCACGAUGCCGUUAAUACCGUGACACAGUGAUAGUUAUCAUGAUUAUAAGUUGGUUGACGAGGAAAUAAGAAAAUAUCUUCGAACAAUAGAGGACAUAGAGAUAAGAAUCCAAAUAUAGACACAAGGAAACAACCUUAUGCAAAUCCUCUCUCUAUGAAAUAGCAUCCGGAUUCAACACUUUACCUACGAAUUGCGCUGCCUACAAAGCUUAUCAAUAGGCUUCCGGUAGUAAAGUGUUAUAAACAAGAGAAAAUGCGUUAUUUCUCAAUUAAUGAAGAAUAAAGAAGAUGCUCAUAUGCACCACUGCCCGAAAGAUGAGAAAACGAAUAUUGUGGUGCGCCUUCGCCUUCGCUGUUGUGCUCCUUAUAUUUAUGAUUUCGACCGAGAAUAAUAUCAUCCAAAGGAUACCGUUUUUGGAUGUAACAACAAUCAACGAUAUCAGAUGCUACGAUGAAAUCUCGACCACGGAAGGCAUCCGUGAUUUCGAUCUGGAAUCAAGUACAGAUAAACCGGUUCCAGGUAGAAAUAUUUUCUUUCACGAAACUUCCUGUUUUGGGGUGGAAGGUCUCGUGCUGAACGCUCGACAAGCAUGCGCUGUGGAAUCAGCGGCGCGAAUGAACCCAAAAAUGAUGGUCUAUCUAUUGUUCGUCAGCAAAUCAGAUUUUUCGAAUGGUACACGUGAAAUCAUUAGGCAUCUACUCAACUAUAGCAACAUCAAGAUACGGCAUAUCUAUCCGGAGAAAUAUGUGAAGGGCACCCCGUUGGAAGCAUGGUAUACCAGCGGGGUGCUAAAGAAAAGCCACUGGCCUGUCAGCCACAUGUCCGACAUGCUACGUUACUUAACUCUAUGGAAAUAUGGCGGUAUCUAUUUGGAUUUGGAUGUGGUGGUUACUAGCUCGCUUGAGAAUCUAACAAAUUUUGCUGGCGCCGAAGACUGGGACGACGUUGCCGCCGGUGUCAUGGGCUUUGAUAUGUCGAAACUGGGUCGGCGCAUGGCCGACGCCUGCAUACGCGACUUCAAAAGGAAUUUCCGUGGCGAUGUGUGGGGCAACAAUGGGCCCGGAGUUAUCACGCGGACGCUGCAGAAGCUCUGCGCGACGACAUACGCGCGCGAUAUGACGACCAAUCGUUGCCAUGGCUUUACGGUAUAUUCGCCAUCGAUCUUCUAUCCGAUUCAUUAUAAGAAAUGGAAGAAGUAUUUCGAGAAGAAAGACAGCAAUGCAACACUGAAAAUAUUGAGCAAAGCAAAGGCGAUUCACGUAUGGAACAAGUUGAGUAAAGCCGAACAGGUGCGAGUAGACAGCAAUGUGCCAUAUGCCGUUAUCGCGCGGAAUUAUUGUCCGCAUACUUUUAAUAAUUGCGAACUGUAUCCAAUGCUGACCGCGUCCAUCGCACAACUGCUUCGUGUUACAAAAACAUUCAAAACGCGAUUGUCUUCACAAACCUCGAUCAUUUUUCUCUCACGUUCACAGUAUAGCACGCAUAUUGGACAAUUAGGUAUGCUGAAUUCUACAAUGGCCAAACAAAUCUUUCAGGGCCAUAGUGAUCACUAUAAUGGCAUUACGAUCGACUCAGGCGAGGAGGCGUGCGACAAUAAAGUAUUUGUACAGCGUCUCAAAGAUUCAUUGGAACAAUGGACAAAAGAUAAAAAGCGCACUAUAUGGUUUCGCGUACACAUACCACAUACAGAAUGGGUUCCUAUGUUAACAAAACAGGGAUUUAUCUUUCAUCAUGCAAAAGAAGAAUACGUCAUGUUAUAUCGCUGGUUGCCUACUGAUGAAGAAUGCAAUGUUCCAAAAUAUGCACAUACGUACUUAGGUGUUGGUGCAUUUGUAUUCAAUAAAGAUACGAAUGAAAUUCUUGCUAUUAAAGAGAAAUAUGCUCUCAACAGAGCAAGUUGGAAGCUUCCAGGUGGCUAUGUAGAGCCAGGAGAAAAUAUUGAAGAAGCAGCUAAGAGAGAAGUUUUGGAAGAAACGGGAAUUCAGACAAAUUUCAAGUGUUUGAUAUCUUUUAGGCAUGGACAUGAUUUCUCUUUUGGAUGCUCAGAUAUAUAUAUGAUUGCAUACUUGACACCUCAGAAUUUCGAGAUACAAAAAUGCAAGCGAGAGAUUUCAGAGUGCAAAUGGAUGAAGUUGAGUGAAUUCUUACAGCAUCCAGAAGUACAUGCAAACAAUAAAACUUUAGCAACGAAAACAGUGAACUUUCUUCAACAUCAAAUGGGUAUGGUGGCAAAUUAUGGAAUACAUCCUAUCACUAAAAAACAAAUAUGCGUGUACAGUGUAGAAAAUACAAAUAUUGAACCUACAUCUAUAGAAUAAACUGUUCUCUGUAGAAAAAAAAUCGAUACAUUGUAUAAAGCGAUAGAAUUUUUAAGCAAUAUAUAAGAGAAAUAUACACUCUUGUUACUGCCAUACAAGCAAAUGCGUACAAGAUAAUAAAUAAUAUUGUUGAAUAGUACAAUGUUAAGUUAUUAAAUAUAAAUUAAUUUUUUGACUAA
Molecule: messenger RNA, 2943 nt
Organism: Linepithema humile (Argentine ant)
Lineage: Eukaryota; Metazoa; Arthropoda; Insecta; Hymenoptera; Formicidae
Product: lactosylceramide 4-alpha-galactosyltransferase-like
Biological process (GO): glycosphingolipid biosynthetic process
Molecular function (GO): alpha-1,4-N-acetylgalactosaminyltransferase activity
Source: RefSeq, a predicted model, not a curated record